AUUAGCUGGAAUCAGAUGUCCUACAACAGAUUGCACAGUAAACACGCGUGGAUAUGCAGAGUGCGAACUUUAAUUGGGUAGCCUAUUUGCACAAUAUAUAAACCUUUGGAUUAUGCGAUAAACUAUCCCGCAGAGAACAAUUAUCUAUCACCCGAUUGAAUGCCUGAGCGAAUUCAGAGUGGGACCAGAGAAAGAGGGGAGUUUCUCAUACACUUUUAGCCGGAGGACUGCGGCUGGAAAGAGUCUCUCUGUUCUAUAGAAUGCCGGAGAGAUUCUGUGUAGCGCCCCCUUGUGUGGAGGAGGAAUGACGACGCCCCUUCGAUGAGAGCCAUGGAGCUGAAAGUGUGGGUGGAUGGAGUGCAGCGGAUCGUAUGUGGCGUCACAGAGCACACCACAUGCCAGGAGGUGGUCAUUGCCCUGGCCCAGGCCAUUGGGCGUACUGGCAGGUACACGUUGAUCGAGAGAUGGCGGGAGACGGAACGCCACUUGGCCCCGCAUGAAAACCCUGUGGUGUCCCUCAACAUGUGGGGCCAGUAUGCCAGCGACGUGCAGCUGGUUCUCCAGCGCACCGGCCCCUCCCUCAGCGAAUGUCCCAACUCCGACGGCGCAUCCCGUGUGCCCGAGCGCGGCCUCUACCGCCAGAGCCUGCCUCCUCUGGCCAAGCUGCGCCCAUCGGCCAAUGACCGCUCGCUCAAGCGUCGGGAGCCCAAGCGUAAGUCCCUCACCUUCACGGCCAAGGGCUUGAGGGAUAUUUUUGGGAAGGGCAGAGAUGCCGAGGCCAAGCAGCAGCAGAGAGCACUGAACCAGGGCAGGGGGGUGGUGUCUGUGCCCCUCAGUCCAGCCCGGGAGCUGUUGCACCUGGUCCAGCUGCAGAAGGACAAGCUCCAGCUACUGGAGAGCCGGCUGCAGGGCUCCGAGGCAGAGCUACAGGGCUGUGAGAGCGGUGAUGUUGGCACGUGCAUCGAGGGUCAGGAGGGCAUUGGCGUGCUGGAGGAGGAGCUGGUGCGUCUGGAGCAGCAGCUGCGGAGGAAUGAGGUGGAGAUGUCCGAGGAGGAGUUCUGGCAGAACGAGCUGCAGAUCGAGCAGGAGAGCGAGCGGCAGCUGAGGGAGCAGCUCCAGGAGCUGAUUGGACGAGUGCGGGAGUGUGAAGCCCGACUGGGGGAGUACCUGACCCGUGUCCAGGGCAUGGAGGCUGGCCUGGAACAGGAGACUGAGCAGAGCAGGCAGGUGGACGAGGAGGAGGCAUGGGCCCAGCUGGGGAAGGUCAGGGCGGAGCUGGAGCAGCAGGUUCAACACAGAGUGCAGCUGGAGAGCAGCAGCAGGGCUGUGGACCGCUCACUGGGACAGUCCAGCAAGAAACUACAGGAGAAGGAGCAGGAGUUGGAGCAGUUGACCAGGGAGCUGAGACAGGUGAACCUUCAGCAGUUCAUCCAUCAGACUGGCACCAAGGUCAGCGUUCUACCAGCCCAGCCCAAUGACCAGGAGAAUAACACAGACCUCCAAUCAGGCUUGCUGAAACGUCUGGGCUCCUCCCGCCUCCUCCCUAGCGACCUCCGAGCUCUGCAGAGUCCAGUGUCUUCAGGCCUCAACCCUGAGGGCAUCUACGUCUGACCCCUGACCUUUACCUUCUGCUGCCUACCAUCAGUGACCCUCUGCUGGAGUUCAAUGUAAUGGCUGGAAUGGAAUAAAUGGAAUGGUACCAAACACAUGGAAACAACCAUUACAAUGAGCACUUGCGCUGGCAGCUCAUCCCCUAGCCUCCUCUGAUCUCCACCCUGUCCUCCCACAAUGCCAUCCUUCCCCUUCUCUCUGCUGCGUUUCCUCCAUCUUCCAUGAGAACACACAGAGACCCCCAACAGUUUUGUCAAGACUAUAGGAUUUAGAAUGUUUGCCUCGUUUUGGCUGUUCUGCCACUGGUAGAUAGCUGGAGAGCUCAACCAUGUUCUUGCUAUGCUUUUCAAACAGUCAUGCAUCUUUUGAGGUACAGAAGGCCCAAUUUCAAACAGAACGUUUUAGCCUCACCUCUGUGCACUUCUCUAUUUCCUCUCGAAGACCUACAAGGACUGAGUAGAUGCGAGAAAUAUGGUAUUAACACCACCUAGCACUCUGUUACCUUCAUAUAGCAAGCUAAUGGACUAGUAAAGUGCACAAUCACAGUCAUGUGAUGACUUAACUAAAGAGUCCACUGCUGCCCGUGGCCCUGGCCAACCAUGAGGAAAUCCAGCUAUUUGUAGGGGUUGAGACUAAAGAAAGUCCCUUGGAGAUCAUGCGAUAUAGAGGAAAUUUAAAUAUCUUCUGACAACCAUGAUUUACAAAGACAGAGGUCUCAAAAGUCUAUUGGCCAUUUGUUACAGAAACAGAAUGGGUCAGAAAACCCUAUUUUACACAGAUAGGCCACCUUGUGUGAGACCUGUGGUGUGUAGCAGAGCCAUAUCUGACUGCCUUAAAGACUUUAAGAACAGUAAAGGCUGUUAUAACAGAUACUUAUAGUCAUGGCAGCUAUGCUCCAGAGAUCUGAUGCACCAUUUAUGGUCAACACAGCAGUCUAGUGACUAAUUGUUGAUCAGUUUUGUGAUUUUUUUUAUUUUUGUGGCUGAUGUCAAUAGCUGUAUAAUCUGGUCUGCCACUGGGUGGCAGAAUACAUCUCAUAAAAGAUUUCGCUAGGAUCUUAAUAUUGGUCAUUUCAUAUUGAUUAUACUUGCAAAAAUAUUACAUUAUGCAAUUUAUGUGGUUACUCACUUUCAUCAUUGGUAUCGUUUAGUAUGCUGUAAGUUUACCGUUGCACUUUUACUUUGGAAGGGCCUGUAGAAUUUGUACUUACCACUUAGUUUUUAGAGAUAAUGUCUUGUUUGUGUUGUAGUUUUCUUUUAUCAUUUGUAACCUCUUGAAAGAUUGUUGGUUUGUCUAUUGUCUUACAUGGCUAAUAAUUUUUCUGAAGUUAAAAAGAUGUCUCACAUGAACCAAAGCAAGUUAGACAAUGUGAUUGGUAGUGGUCAACCUGAAUGUACUUAAUUUGUUAAAACAGAACAUGCUCUGUAAAUACCUUUACAGGGGCCACUGUAUCUGCCUCCACUUUAAAAGUGAUGCAUUUGUAAUGGAGAGAGUUAUUGGACUGUGAAUGUAUCUGUCAAUAGAUCGAACUCCACUCUGUGGCUCUUCAGCCUCGUGGAGAGAGGACUGUGUGAGAUAAAAGGUUGUUAUUUGGUUGUGGACUAGUUGAUACCAGGGAACCCCACCAACAGCAAAGCCGGUGGACGCACGUCAAGGUCAUUAGACGGACCUAAAGCUCGUUCCAUUCAGUAUUAUUGAUGUCCUAGUUUGGAUCAUGAAGGGUUGAGCUGUGUCGCCAAAAUGUAACCCACUAACACAAGAACAAUGGCGCUUAACAACGUAGACAGCAUAGACUAUUAGCAUGCCUUACUGAAUUGUAAAUAAUCACUACAUAGUAUUGGAAUAUUUUUACAAUAUUUAAAAUAAUGCAUAAUGCUGACAAAGACAAUAGUUGUUCAUAAUAUGAAUUAACUUUGGUUUUAUCCUGCUACUCUGUGGACAGCUUGGUGCAUGCACUGAUGGCUUGGUUUCAUUGAUGUUUUUGUAUUGUUGAAAUGACCAGAGGCUUACGAUGAUAGCGGAGUUAUAAGUAUGGAAGUAUAAUGUUUAUCACAGUGCAUGGCUCUGUCUCCUGCGGUGCCAUGUCUUGGUCCCAGACCAGUGCAUUCACUCGAAUAUGUCAGAGGACACCGAAAUGCAAACUGUAAACAAAGAGGGUUUUUAAACCCUAAAAAGUGCCCCAUCUUUUGGUGGUUAUUAGACACAGCCUACGAAUAAAGGUCCAAAGUUGCAGGGUCGUUUCACAUCAAAAAGCACAUGAGGAUUUCGACACCCACUAUCCCAGGUUUUUUCUGAAAUUGUUUCUGUAGUGAGUAACAGAUACGAUUAGCAUUCCUGAAACAUUAUUUUGAUUAAAUUCUAUUUCAAUAAAAUAAUGUUUUAGGAAUGCCAAUCUUACCUGUUUCUAACAAACUAUUUCUGAACAAUCUGAGAUGGUGGGUGUCAUUGCUCGCUGAAAUGACAUGGAAUGACUGCACUGAAAUCUUUUAGGACUGUUCUUAAAUGUUGCACCAACUGAGUAUGGUGUUCUCAGAAGUCUUUUGGGCCUGUCUUCGUAAACAUGUCUAUAAUCAACGGUUUUCUAGACCGGCUCAAUAUUUUUUGAUUGAGCCGACAUAUGCAGCGUUUACCAUGAAUGCUGUCUCCACGAACGCGGGAACAUUGCAUUUACAUUUCUAUUGUGCCGCAAAAGACAGUAACGAAGGCAUAAACUGCUUCUCCAAAAUAAAUACCUGCCCAGACUUGUAGGCGAUGUCAUGGCAACGUUGGAAACACGUCAUCGGGUCUAACGGUCAUCUCACACCGUACUGCGCAUGUGCAGGUCUCCAAUCAAAGGCGCAAAAAUGAAAACGUGUCAGUUUGUCACUUUCACGAGGUUGGAGUAAUAACAUGUUCAAUUUCUUAAAAUAUUGUCUCGAAGCUAGGUUGUGCCUUUAAAUUGAGAACUAAUUCAUAAUUGUUCACUUCUCUCAUUGACUUCUCAAACCCCAGCCUGGUUUGCUUGGUCUGUUUCGCAAGCUUUCCCGGAAGUCUCUGGGUUUAGAAACUGUGGCGCAGCUUUUCAGCGGUACGGAUUAAAUCCAGCCUUAAACCUAGUUUUAGAUUGAGAUGGACGUUCAAUAGAGAAUAUCCCGUGAACACAGUUUAUAGUCUAGGACUAGGCUGACGAUAUGUCCGGGAAACCAGCCCAAAGAGUAAAUGAUUGGAAGGAAGUUCUGCCAACAUUUCGGACGGAGCUGUCAUGUAUGAGAAUGACAUGUUCUACUUCUUUUUCCCCACAAACAUCUGAGAGAAAUGACUUUGCCACAUCCAUGACAUCAUUGUAAUAAACUGAUAUAUAAAAUGCUUAAUACAUUUA
Oncorhynchus kisutch (coho salmon) is the source of this 4969-nucleotide messenger RNA. Its product is annotated as ras association domain-containing protein 8. The transcript is spliced from 5 exons. NCBI's taxonomy places the organism in Eukaryota, Metazoa, Chordata, Actinopteri, Salmoniformes, Salmonidae. The record is from RefSeq and is a predicted model, not a curated record. Bases 322 to 1611 code for a protein of 429 amino acids. Gene Ontology annotation, biological process: signal transduction.